AUGCAAAGAGAAUUGGAUGAGUUCAGAGACACGGUGUGGAAUAGUCAUUGGAUCCGCACUAAAAAAGAUACAUUAUUGGCAGAUGGAGUGCCAAAUCACAUCUAUGAGUUUCCAAGCAGAUAUGGAAUGGAAAAGAAAGGUUUCUUAUCCAGCAAUUGAUAUAUUAAAUCAAUUUCAUCAUUAAUGCAAAUAUUUUAACUCUGCUUAAUUUAAAAAAUUAGGCUUCCUUGUAUCUCAGGAAGAUCUUGAAGAAAUUGCAGAGUUAUCUGGAAUCUUAGAUGCUCCUGAUGAUUUCAUCCCAUCAUUAUUUCGAAAAGAUCUGAAUGAGUUGAUGCCAAAUCCCGAAGCUAUCAAGUGCAAUGAAUUUGUUCAAACUUAUCUCUUGCUGAAACAAAGAUAUUUUGAAAAGACUGCAAAUAACAAUCCAGACAUUUAA
This is a messenger RNA of Paramuricea clavata, 436 nucleotides long. The record is from the annotation of a GenBank genome assembly. Lineage: Eukaryota; Metazoa; Cnidaria; Anthozoa; Malacalcyonacea; Plexauridae.